Diversispora eburnea is the source of this 636-nucleotide messenger RNA. The record is from the annotation of a GenBank genome assembly. NCBI's taxonomy places the organism in Eukaryota, Fungi, Glomeromycota, Glomeromycetes, Diversisporales, Diversisporaceae.
AUGACUGAAUCAAAAAUUCCUUCCGGAUGCCCCAUGCACAAAAAAGAGAAAAGUACCAACAAUUCAACAAAUAAUAAUGACGAUAAAUCAUCACAUAAUAAUACUUCAAACAAUUGUAAUAAGACUUGUCCAGUAGUUCAUUCUGGGGAUGCCACCAUAUCACCAGAUAAUCAAAUGCCAAAUCUUAGUCAACAACCAAUGCCAGGUCAAAAGUUGUCACUUCCAACAUCUCGAGUGAUUUCUUCAAUUCCCAAAGUUAGUAGUAUGGAAAAUUGGGAAUAUCCUUCCCCACAACAAUUUUAUAAUGCAUUAGUUAGAAAAGGAUGGGAAACUCCUGAAGAAACUAGAAUUCUUCAAUGGACCGGAAAAAUAUUUCCAUCAUUAAGUACACCAUUACCUUUUGAUCGUCAUGAUUGGACAAUUGAUAGAUGUGGUAAAGAAAUACGAUAUGUAAUUGAUUAUUAUUCAGGUCCGGAUGAAGGAGAUAAUCCGGUAUUUUAUAUGGAUGUAAGACCAGCUUUAGAUUCAGUUGAAAGUAUAACUGAUCGAAUUAGAGUUUCAACAAAAAAAGCUUUUGAACAAUUUAGGGAAAGGGUAAAAGCAAGUGUUUCAGAGACGGGUAGUAAUCGUUCCUGA